This is a messenger RNA of Papilio machaon (common yellow swallowtail), 628 nucleotides long. RefSeq names its product transmembrane protein 242. NCBI's taxonomy places the organism in Eukaryota, Metazoa, Arthropoda, Insecta, Lepidoptera, Papilionidae. The coding region runs from base 206 to 628 and encodes 140 amino acids. The transcript is spliced from 4 exons. The record is from RefSeq and is a predicted model, not a curated record.
CUAACGGUUGAGACGUUGAAGGGUAAUCAACCAACAGUUGAUUCAACUAAUGCGUUGAAUCGACGCCCAUCCCUAAGUGUGUGUGUUGUUUUGAUAUUUUUUUGAGAGUUAGAGGUUAUUAAAAAAAUUGGUUUAUAAACAUAAAAUGUAUAAUCCAAAACGUUCUUAAAUCAUUCAUGCCCCUACUAAUUGGUAACUGAGUUCAAUGGCAGACGAAGAAAGACUUCAGCGAAUUAAAGCCGGGGCAUUCCUAGCAUCUGUAGCCGGGAUUUCUGCCCUUGUUGGUUUUAGUGCUACUUUAUCAGCUGCAAAAAAGUCGGAUCCAAAAUACUUUAACAAAGGCUUACAUAGCAGUGUGGAAUUAGCAGAUGCUGGAGCAAUUUUAGCAUUGCGUGCCCUGGGUUGGGGUACAUUCUAUGCUGUAGCUGGUACCUCAUGCUUGUGUUAUGGCAUAUGGAAGCUUUCAGGAGCUAAAGAUCUUAAAGAUUUUAGAAUGAAAGUAGGUAACAUGCUCCCAGUUCUACCUAAGAAUAACCCCCCACAAUCAAGGACGGAGUUUAGCGGCCUAAAUGAUCUACUCACAUACUUAGCUGAAGAUUACGGAAAGAAACCAGUGAAAGAUAAUUAG